CCGCGGCGGGCCUGCGGGCGGAGGCCGCCGAGCAGCGGGGGGGCGCGGAGCGCGGGGCGCUGGAUGCGGCGGAGGAGGCCGCCGAGCCACAGGAGCAGGAGCAGGCAGAGACGGACGAGGAGGCACAGGAGGUCCAGGAGGCCAUCGAGAGGGUGGGCCAGCUGCAGGGUCAGCUGAAGGCGCUCAUGGACAAGGUCGCCUCCAGGGUCGCGGAGGGGAAGGCCGCCCAACAGCAGGCUGCGGAUCUCAGGGUGGCCACGGAGGCUGCCGAUCAGAAGGCCUCGGACGAGGUCUUCCAGCAGCCCGUGGUCGCGGAGGCGGAGGCCGCGGAUGAGAUCGUCCAGCAGCCGGCGGUCGCGGGGGAGGAGGAUGCGAAGGCCACCGAUCAGAGUGUUGCGGAUGAUGACGCGCAGAAGCCAGCGGUCGCGGAGACCGAGGAGGUUUUCGAGCAGCAUGCUGCGGACGAAGGCGUUCAGCAGCUAAUGUUUGCAGACAAGAGGGCCGAGGCGACCGAGCAGCAGGCCGCAGAUGAGGCCGUUCAGGUAGAGGCCGCGGAUAAGACGGUCGAGCAGGCCACGCAACACGAGCACGGUAUCGACUUCGACGCUAUGCUCAGUAUGCUCAAGGAUAUCCAGAGCCAGGUUCAAGAUCUCAAGGAGAGCACCGCUGAGCAGAAGGCCGCGGAGCAGGAAGCUGCCGAGUCGCAGCUGCUUUCCUUUCGGACGGCCGCGUAUCAGAACAAGACGGCCGCGUAUCAGAAGGCUUCGGGAUCAGAGAGUUGGAUGCUCAACUCACUAGCGUUUCAGCAGAGAGGGUAACAUAUCGAGAGGGGGGACAAUCGCAUCCUCGUCAAGGCUGCGGCGGAGGCGACAGCCGCGGCGCAGGCGGCGGCGCAGGCCGUGACGGAGGCGAAGGCCACGGCGGAGGCGGAGAAGGCCGAGGCGGAGGCGGAGGUGAAGUCUGCGGCGGAGGCGAAGGCCGCGGCGCAGGCAGACGCGAAGUUCGCGGUCGAGGCCACUGCCGCGGCGCAGAAGGAGAUGAUGUCCGCGGUGAAGUCGACGGCUGCGGCGGAGUUGGAAGCGAAGGCCGCCAUGAAGGCCAAGGCCAAAGCAGAGGCUGAGGCGAAGGCCGCGAUGGAGGCGAAGGCCAGAGCAGAGGCGGAGAAGGCCAUCGUGACAGCGCAGGCAAGGGCCACGACGGAGGCGGUGGCCGCGGCGCAAGCAGAGGCGGAGUCCGCACUGGAGGCGAUGGCUGCAGCGGAGGCGGAGGCGAAACGUGCGACGGAGGCGAAGGCCACGGCCGAGGCGAAGAAGGCUUCGGCUGAGGCGGAAGCGAAGGCCGCGACGGAGGCGACGGCUGCAGCGCAGGCGGAGGCGAAGGCUGCGGAGGAGGCCACUGCCGCGGCGGAGGCGGAGGCGAAGUCUGCACUGGAAGCGGAGGCCGCGGCGGAGGCAGAAGCGAAGGCCGCGACGAAGGUCAAGAUUAGAGCAGAGGCGGAAAAGGCCAAGAUUGAGGCGGAGGCAGCGGAGGCGGUGGCCGCAGUGCGGGCGGAGGCGAAGGCUGCACUGGAGGCGACGACCGAGGCGGAGGCAGAAGCGAAUGCCGCGAAGAAGGCCAAGAUUAGAGCAGAGGCGGAAAAGGCCAAGAUCGAGGCGGAGGCGGCUGAGGCGAUGGCCGCAGUGCGGGCGGAGGCGAAGGCUGCACUGGAGGCGACGACCGAGGCGGAGGCAGAAGCGAAGGCCGCGACGGAGGCGAAGGUCAGAGCAGAGGCGGAAAAGGCCAAGAUUGAGGCGGAGGCGGCGGAGGCGACGGCCGCAGCGCAGGCGGAGGCGAAGGCUGCAUUGGAGGCGACGACCGAAGCGGAAGCAGAGGCCAAGGCCGCGACGGAUGCGAAGGUCAGGGCAGAGGCGGAGAAGGCUUCCGCUGAGGCCGGUGCGGCGGAGGCGACGGCCGCGGCGCAGGCGGAGGCGAAGGCUGCGGAGGAGGCCACUGCCGCGGCGAAGGCGGAGGCGAAGUCUGCCUUGGAAGCGGAGGCCGCGGCGGAGGCAGAAGCAAAGGCCGCGACGAAGGCCAAGAUCAGGGCAGAGGCGGAAAAGGCCAAGAUUGAGGCGGAGGCGGCGGAGGCGACGGCCGCAGUGCGGGCGGAGGCGAAGGCUGCACUGGAGGCGACGGCCGAGGCGGAGGCAGAAGCGAAGGCCGCUGCCGAUGCGAAAGCCAGGGCGGAAGCGCAGAAAAUCGCGGCAGAUGCGGAGGCGAGGGCUGCGGCGGAGGCGACGGCCGCGGCGGAGGCGGAGGCGAUCGCUGCGACAGACUCGAGGGCCAGGGCGGAGGCGGAGGCGAAGGCCGCGACGGAGGCGAAGGCCAGGGCAGAGGCGGAGAAGUCCGCGGCGGAGGCGGAGACAGCGGCAGCCACGGAGGCGUCGGCCGCGGCGCAGGCGAAUGCGGCGGCGGCGGCCGAGGCGGAGGACGCGUUCCCGGCCGGAGCUCCGAAGGCGUCAGGCGCAGAGGCCGCGGCCCGCGAGGAGGCCGCGGCGCGUGGGGUGGCCGCCGUGCGCGCCAAGGCCAGCGUCGGCGCGCUGGAGGCGCAGCUGCACGACCUCGAGCAGAGGAUGGCGGAGACCGAGCAGGGCCUCGCCCGCAGGGCGCGCAGCGCCCGCGGCGGCGAGAGGUCCAGGGGGGCCGCGGAGCCCGGCGCCCUGCCUCGGAGGCAGCAGGAGGAGGGGGAGGAGGAGCCCGGCGCGGCCGACGGCCCCGCCGAGGAGGGGGCUACGAAGCAGGAGCAGGGCUUCCACGCCUCCUCCGCCAUGGGGCUGCGGGAGGCGUGGAACAGCCUGCACCCGGACGAGCAGAUCCCCUCCGAGGACAGCGUCGUGAGAGCACCCAUCCGCGCGAAGCUGGCGCGAGCCAAGGAUGCUAAGCUCACCCCGAAGGCCCCCGUCAUCAGGAUGGACCUGCAAAGGCCCUACGCCGCACCGGCCGUCGCUGCGCCCUCUGCGCGUGCCGCUGGCAAGCUGAAGGCACCGUGAUCACCCGUGAGCCCAGAGAUAGGAGCUAGACCUGGCGCGCAUGUCCUGCGUCA
Molecule: messenger RNA, 3079 nt
Organism: Prorocentrum cordatum
Lineage: Eukaryota; Dinophyceae; Prorocentrales; Prorocentraceae
Source: the annotation of a GenBank genome assembly